CUUGAAAUACAUAUACAUGCAUGUAAUGACUCUAUAUGUGAUUUAAAUUCUGCGACUAUCGAAUAUUUUAUCGAGAUACGUAUUUAUCAAGGAGCUGCCUUUCAUUGGGAUCUGCAAGAUCUGUUACUGUCUGUUACGGUUACGAACCAUCUGAAUCACGAAAGUAACAACGUGACAUCUGAACUAUGUACUUAGAAAUGAAAAAGAUGUAAAGUGCAUUAUUAAUAGUAAUGAACGAGAAUGUGACAUUGAAAUUAUCAAGUUAAUGUAGUCUUCCAUAAUAUUUAUAAAUGCACUAUAUUAAUAGUUGCAUAGGUUUAAUAAUAAGACUUUAUGUUGUGGCUAACCAAUUAUUACAUUUAAUACCGAGAUGUCAGAACACGUUGAAUUACAACAUUUAGUAGACAGUGAUAUUGAAAGUAAUAUUGCAGCAAGACAAAAACGAUUUUCAAUUCUACUAUGUAAAUCAUGUCCCUAUCUUGGCCUAAUAUUAGCAACGUUAUCAUCAUUAUUUUUUUCGUUAUGCAGUGUCAUUGUAAAAGGUUUGGUAGAAGUAAAUCCAAUGGAAUUGGCAGCAUUUCGAUUUGUAGGUGUAUUGCUACCUGCAAUACCAAUUGUAAUAUAUAAGGGAGAACAUCCAUUUCCAAAGGGACGUAGAUUAAUGUUAAUAUUAAGAAGCUUUGUAGGGACCACUGGCCUCAUGCUAAGUUUUUAUGCAUUCAGACACAUGCCUUUAGCUGAUGCAUCUGUCAUAGUAUUUUCUGUUCCUGUAUUUGUAGCUAUAUUUGCAAAAAUAUUUCUAAAAGAGCCUUGUGGGGUAUUUAAUGUCAUUACAGUCUGUUUAACAUUGAUUGGUGUAAUUUUAAUAACGCGUCCACCACUUAUCUUUGGACAUACUGUAGAGUCUCUUUCAGAUGGACAUGGAAAGACAGAACAUGCAGAUUUAUGGGGUGCUAUAGCAGCUUUCUCUGCAACUCUUUUUGGUGCAAACGUGUAUGUUUUAUUAAGAGCUUUGAAGGGCCUCCAUUUCUCAGUAAUAAUGACAAAUUUUGGAUCAUUUGCUUUGAUUCAGACAAUAAUUAUUUCUUGGGCUAUAGGUGCACUUUGUUUACCUCAAUGUGGUACUGACAGACUUUUGGUUGUAGCACUUGCUCUUUUUAGUUUUGGGGGUCAAAUACUGCUAACACUAGCUUUACAAAUGGAACAAGCAGGACCUGUUGCAAUAGCAAGAUCCGCAGAUAUAGUUUUCGCCUUUUUCUGGCAAGUCUUAUUUUUUAAUGAAAUACCAAACAGAUAUUCGGUAGGAGGAGCAAUUUUAGUUACAAGUUCAGUUUUAUUGACUGGAUUAAGGAAAUGGGCUCUAUCUUUACCAGAAACAUCUAGUGUUAAAAAGUCUUUAGGAAUUUUGGUGAUGUAGAUCACAAAAUACAAAUAAUAAUACAAAAAUAAAUAUUACAGUAGAGUCUCCUGUAUCCAACCUGAACGUUAUGUUAUCCAAAUUACGUUCUGUAGCAAUAUUCACAUACAAUUUAUGUAUAGUUUUCACUAUUAAACCAAAUAAAUCUUAAUCAUAAGACCUUAGUACAAAGCUAACUGUGUUCAUCACAAUGGUAAUGAAACAAAAACAUUUGGUUCUAAGUAUUGAAAAAAGUGUAUGAAAUAAUAAGAUUUUGAAUAUGGUGAAUAUGCAACAAAGUUAGUGAAAAUAUAUGAUAUAAAAUCUCUUGUCUUUUAUUUAAAUACAUGAAAUUUAAUAUAAAAGAGAUGAUUGUUCUAUUAUCGAAUACUUUGGAGUCCCUAUUACUCCGGAUAUGGGAGGCCUUACUGUACUUACAAAUCCAAA
Messenger RNA from Megalopta genalis, 1843 nucleotides. Lineage: Eukaryota; Metazoa; Arthropoda; Insecta; Hymenoptera; Halictidae. The record is from RefSeq and is a predicted model, not a curated record.